This is a messenger RNA of Hemiscyllium ocellatum (epaulette shark), 12104 nucleotides long. Its product is annotated as A-kinase anchor protein 13-like. The record is from RefSeq and is a predicted model, not a curated record. Gene Ontology annotation, cellular component: actin cytoskeleton; membrane. The coding region runs from base 364 to 7398 and encodes 2344 amino acids. Gene Ontology annotation, biological process: adrenergic receptor signaling pathway; regulation of Rho protein signal transduction; positive regulation of canonical NF-kappaB signal transduction. Gene Ontology annotation, molecular function: guanyl-nucleotide exchange factor activity; MAP kinase scaffold activity. Lineage: Eukaryota; Metazoa; Chordata; Chondrichthyes; Orectolobiformes; Hemiscylliidae. The transcript is spliced from 39 exons.
GUGCCGAGUCUCCGGAGCAACAAGUGGGGGUAGAGAGAGGGCAGGAGCUGGGCUAAGUCAGGCCAUAGACCCACCACUACCCCCACCCCCCAAAUCCUGGCAGACUUAUUCCCCCCCAACUGAGAUCAACUCAAUAAAAAUAUAGAUCCAAGGGGGGAAAAGGAAGGAAAAAAGGAGCAGUAAUUUUGAUAACACUGCAAAAGUUGGUGACAUCCUUGAGAGGGGGGACAUGACGGAGGGACUGAGGGAGCAGAGUUAAACAAAAGCUGUUCUCAUUAAAUAAACGGAGCCUGGUUAAGGUUAUUGUGGCAUUUUGAAGGAAAAUACCAUCUAACGAACGAUCUUGCUCUGACACCUUGUGUCAUGAAACUUACACCAAAUCACGCUCCAUUAUAUGGGGAGUCUGUUCUAUCUGUGCUUUUGGAUGCUGAACACACAGUUGAAGAGGAUGUAACCCACUACCUGGUGUUUUCUGGCUCCAGUCAACAUCAUUUAACCAGCACACAGAGGAUAGAUCAGAAAACACUGCAGACAGUCGCUCCUGCUCACAACUGCUGUGAGACGGUGAAAGUUGUGCUGUGUGCCUCCAAGAAAGGACUCCCCAUUUCUGUGCUGGCAGAAGAGAAUUUCCAAUAUGUCCAGGACGCUGUGCAUGACAUGGCACAGUUCCUGGUGAGCAGUGCUGGAUCACAAGAAGCACUCAAUGCUAUUCGGAUAAUGGAUAACUUCCGCGAAUCCUCCGACAAUGUGGCAUUACUGGAUAAAAAUCUGACUUUGGAGGUACAACAUCUGCUGCUACCAACCUCGUGGAAUGUGUUGGGACCAAACCCCAUGUUGCCAGCUUCCAUCCCACGGGAAACCUUAAUGCAUUUUGCAGCGCGGCUGGGUUUGUCCAGACUAGCUUCCUUCCUACUCCAGCAGCCAGGUGGACAGGAGGCUCUGGGUAUCACCAACCUUGAUGGUGCGACACCGGUUCAUCUUGCAACACAGAGAGGUUUCCACAAUCUCGAGGAGCUUUUUACCCAGCAAAAGCCUGAUGCAGCGUUAGCAGGGGACGUAACACCGAUCGCAUCCUCGGAAGACUGUUCUGUACGCUACCAACGGCACUUGAACGUUUACAUGUAUACCAUCAAUAACCCCCAGGGAGCAGAGCUUAACAGUGUGGAACACAACAUCAGUGAACUGCAGAGAUAUAUCCAGACUCACAGAUGUGAAAUGGAUACGCUUUCCGUGCCAACCAAUCAGACAUCACAGCCUGAACUGUCACAACCUGUUGAGCUUGUUGAAAACUUAAGAACUGAGGAGGGUUGUAAAGCCAAUAGUAGCAGCACCAUUGCACAAACACCAAUUGAAAUGCCAGCUGAGAACUCCGUUUGCCUACAGGAGAGCAUGCCAGCUGAUGAAGAGGUGACUGAUUGGUAUCCUGAGGGGAUGCAUUUUAAGCAUCAAGAAAAUAUUACUCAAGACAGCAUUACUGAUACAAAAUUGGAGAGAGCAGCCGGUUAUGAAGAUCAUUGCACAAACCUAGAAUGUAUAGGACAACAGGAGGAGGCUGUGUUGAUGGUAGAAUCUGAAAAUAUACCAGGGAAAACUGUACUUUUGCAGAAAGCAUCGAAUGGGGAUUGUGAUAAUUACAGCGUGUCCUGUGACACAGCUCUUGUGGAAACUUCAGGACCAUCUGAACAAUUACAUCACAAUCAAGAGUGCGCUUUCGAAGAGGAUGCUUCACAAAGGGAGAUGUCGGACAAUAUGUUAAUUUUAAACAAUGAUAGUCCUGACAGUGAAACAGUAGUCACUGUGAAACCCCUUGAAGUAAAGGAGAAACCUAUUCCUAUUGCAGAAAAUAAGCUAGAAAAUGUCAAAAACUGUGUUGAAUUGGUUACUGAUAAAAAUGCCCUGAGUGAUAAUGGUGGGUCAACAGAGGAAUUUACACAGUUGACGGACUGUUACACUAUACAACUGAACAAUGGAAGUCCUCCACCCCCUGAACAGACUGCAGAAGUAGAAUGCAAUAUGGAGUUGAGCAAAGAUGAGUCCAGUGCAGACAUUAUUGCCAGCAUGACUAAUGAAGCUAAUGCUGAAGCUGGCUUUAAGAUGAAAAAUGAUUCUCUUGACAAAAUGUUUGCAAGUUCACAAAACUUGAUUCUCAAUUCUGAUGAGGAAUGUGAAGGAGUAAACCAUGAAAUGGCUGUAGAGGAAGAGUUUACACAGAGUCGUAAAGUGUCUGAGAUAUUGCAGUCACUGAAUGACGUUGAGGAGUAUGAACAGACUCACUCUACAUCAGAAGUGCUACACGUAAAUGUCUUGGAAAGUGAACCUGAGCAAAAUGAUGACGAGUUGGAAGUGGACUGUCUUUGUGAUGAUCAGUGGUCUCAACAGGUUGACGCAUUAUUAGAAACUGCAUUAGAUUCCAAUGUUGACGACCAUGCUAUGCCAAUGGAUGUCCAAUCCAUAGUGGAUUUAAAAGAAGGAGCUUCUCAAAAUGAGUGCAUCAAAGAGUUAUUGUCAUCUAAAUGCAGUUCUGAAAAAGAGCCAUCUUGGUUGCCGAUGACAAUGAAAUGUCCCACUAAACAUAAUGAAGACUUUGGACCCCAAGGAGCCAAAAGGACAUUGGAGGUCCUAACCAAACCAACUGAUACUGUUUCACAUCUGCAAAACCAGGACGUGUUGCUCAGCAUAGUAGAAGAACCUGCUGAUUAUAUGGUGAACAGUUAUUCAGAUUCUGAGGAUCUGUUUCAACAAAAUGGGAAACCUUCAACCGUAGAUGAGGAAGAUUCCUGCGUAAUGAAAUGCUGUGCAUCAGGAAGUAAAGCAAAUGACAAAAGUGAAGACAUUUUCCUCGGAAAUGAAAAAAUGAAUCCAAUUUCUUUGGAUUCAAAAGUGCUGCAGCAUUCUGAUCGAAAAUUUAACAUUGUACUGGAUGCAAAUGGGAAUUUAGAAACAAUAAGCUUUAAAGAAGGAUUACCAGAGGACGAAGAUGAUUGUGUCCAGAAACUGCCUGAGGAUCUUGCUGAAUUUGUCUCUGAACAAAUUAGCCGAGAAAGCUGGGGUCCUGAUCCCACGCGGGUACAACCAAAGCAGAGUGCCAAUGCAGCCGAGUAUGGUCAGUUGUCUGAGCAGCAGUUGGUGGUUGAGUGUACCUCCUCAAUGCCUGUGACUGGGGAUCCUUUGUGCCAUUCAGAUGGAGCAGUUAGUGAUGAGAGCUCGGAAGCUGCUGACCUGCUUAUGAAGCUUGUGGGUGCGCAGAACAUUGAGUAUGAAGUUGGUGGUGUGACAACAAGUAGUUCGACUAUUGGGCAUUCUGAGUCACCUGAGCUGACCACAGCCCUUGAUGGUGAGGUCUUCCUGCCCUCUGAUGCAAUCUUGGAAGUAAAGGAGGAUCAUGACGGACAGAGCCUUUUGAGCACCGAGCAGAGGGACAGCAGAGGGUCGGCAGGGCAAGAUAAUGGCUGCACUGUAGUGUGUGAAGCUGAAGAGGAGAAGGACAGUGUUGCUGAUGUGCCCACACGAGCCUCCAUCUUCAGACCAGUGAUCAGGCCACUGUCACCCUUCCGGCGACACAGCUGGGGACCCGGGAAGAACACAGGCAGCGAAGCAGAGAUCAACCAGAGAAGUUCUGUGAGAAUGCUUGGUGACAUGGUAAAGCGGCCACCAAUUCAUAGAAGAAGCAUGAGUUGGUGUCCCUGUGAGAUGCAGUGCCCUGUCUUGGAAUCUGACAUUAGUUACCGAAGUUACAGCCUGGAAGGUCUGGUACAUAACAACGAGGUGACCAAAGAAACGUCACACAAUACGGAGUCCGUCUUGCAAAAUUCCCGCGACCCUCGCCGAGCUCCAAUCAUCAGCACCGAUGAGCGCGGAUCACUCGUUUCACUGACCGAGGAGGAGAUGGAGUCAGACCACAGCGAUGGCAGUGUGUUUGACAACCCGAAAUCGAUGAGGGUACAUUCUGUUCCUCCACUGAUGAAAUCCAUUUCACUGCAAGCCAUUAACCCACCAAAUGUACACAAUUUAAGAUCGUCCACCAGUAACUCUCUGGGCCAGAGCAUUUCCGAAGAGGAUUACAGCCAAGUGCCCCCAAGUCCAACAAGGAAGGAUUUGGAAGGGAAAGGCAGCACUAAAGUCUCUCGAACUUUCAGCUACCUCAAAAAUAAGAUGUCAAGUGGAAAACACAAGAACAAGGAGAAAGAGAAAUCAAAAGAGAAGGAAGUAAAAGACAAAGACAAAAAAACUGUAAACGGACACAGUUUUACUGCCAUCUUAGCAUUCCGUACUCCACAAUGUGCCCAGUGUAACAAAGCCAUCACCAGUCGAGAGGCAUACCUAUGCAGCAGUUGUAAUGCUCAAGUUCACAAGGGUUGCAGGGAUAGUCUGCCCUCCUGUAACAAGAUUAAACAGAAGCAGCAGAAAGCCCCUCAGGCCCAAGAUUCUUCAACAUUACCCACUGCCGUCAAUAUGCGAAAUAAAACUUUCCAACCCAAAGAACGCCCAAGGUCAGCAAUAAUUCUUCAAGAUGACAACGUAUUGAGCGCUCCUAACAGGAAAAUGCCCCUCUACCGAUCACUCUCCAAGAGUAUGUCAAUAGCUAAUAUUGCAGGAUCUACGAUUGAUGAAACCUCCCUUGCAUCUUGGCGGGUUUUGUCACAGUCGACAGAUUCUUUAAACCACAUCAAACAAGUGACCGAGUCAAUGGAGUCACUGACUGAUGAAGACUCUGCAUGUGUACUGCACGCUCCCACAGGUACAGAUGUCAUGGACGGGCAGCUGAUGGGAGAGUUCGAGUCCGAUGCGAAAGAACUGGAAGCAGACUCCUGGAGCCUAGUAGUGGACAACGACUUUGUGUGUCAACAGAAGAAGGAUGUGAUUAAACGGCAGGAUGUUAUCUAUGAGUUAAUGCAGACGGAAAUGCACCACCUCCGAACUCUGAAGAUCAUGUCUGAAAUCUACAGCAAAGGGAUGACAAAGGAGCUGCAGUUUGAAACCUCGACAGUGGAACGUAUCUUUCCCUGCCUGGAAGAUCUGAUAGACAUCCACACACAGUUCCUCUAUCGGAUUCUAGAGAAGAGGAAAGAGUCCUUGGUGGCAAACAGUGAGCGGAACUUCUUCAUUAGAAAGAUCGGAGACAUUCUGGUGAAUCAGUUCUCUGGACCGAGUGCUGAGCGCAUGAAGAAGACGUAUGGGAAGUUCUGUGGGCAGCACAACGACGCCGUGAAUUUUUGCAAAGAGCUCUUGGCAAGAGAGAAAAAGUUCCAGGCCUUUGUCCGGAAAAAAAUGAGUAGUUCCAUAGUUCGCAGAUUAGGAAUCCAGGAGUGCAUAUUACUGGUUACUCAAAGGAUUACCAAGUAUCCCGUGAUUGUCCAGAGGAUAAUUCAGCAUACCAAAGAAAAUGAUGACGAUCACGCUGAUCUCACAAAAGCACUUGCCAUGAUAAAAGAGGUGAUCGCAGCAGUAGAUAACAAAGUCAGUGAAUUUGAAAAGAAAACCAGACUGCAGGAGAUCCACAGCAGAACAGAGACCAAGGCCAUCAUGAGGAUGAAGAGUGGCCAGAUGUUUGCAAAGGAAGACUUGAUCCGGAGAAAGCUGGUACAUGAUGGCCCUGUUACGUUAAAGACUUCAGCGGGAAGACUAAAAGAAGUCCAGGCUGUGUUGCUUUCUGACGUGUUGGUGUUUCUUCAAGAGAAGGAUCAGAAGUAUACUUUUGCUGCACUGGACCAGAAGUCUACUGUGGUGCCACUGCAGAAACUUAUUGUGCGUGAAGUAGCACACGAGGAAAGGGGCAUGUUCCUCAUCAGUGCAGCUGCCAAGUUACCUGAGAUGUACGAGGUACAUGCCAGCUCCAAAGAGGAGAGGACGAACUGGAUGCAAAUCAUUCAGCAAACUACCAGCACGAUGGGUCAGGAUGAAGAUGAAGGAAUUCCCAGUGAGUCUGAGGAGGACCGGCGGCAGCUAGAGAGCAGAGCCAAAGAACUGAAAGAGAAACUGCAGGAAAGAGAUCAACAAAUCCUUUCGCUCUUGGAAGAGAAACUGAGACUGUACAAGGAAAUGGCGGAGGCUACUGGGCAUGAAGAAGCUUCGCAGAAUCUGAUAACCAGGUCCUUGUUCAGAGCAAAUACAGAAGAUGCUCCAAAGGGAGAGUCCUUACUCAAGGAUGCAAUGAAAGAAGUCGAGACCUUGCAGAAUGUGCUGUCUCAGAGCUUUGGAGGUGCUAUUGGGCAGCAGUCAUCAGGCAGUGCAGACCAGGAGGGAAUCACUGGACACGUAUCCUUACCCAGAAGGGCCGAGACAUUUGGAGGCUUCGACAGCCAUCAGAUGAGUGCCACGAAAAGUGGAGAAAAGGAUGAAGUAGAUGAUGUGCAGGACCUUCGCAGGACAGAAUCAGACAGUGUUUUAAAAAAGGGAUUGACGGCGAAUCUGAUCCUGCCAAUCAGAAAGAAUGAGUAUGUGCUUCAGAAGGUGCUGAGCCUACAGCAGUUGUUGCUUGGAUUACAGGCUGUCGUGGUGCAACAGGACUCGUUCAUCGAGGACCAGAAGCAAGCGACGAGUGAGAGGAGUGAGCGCUUGACGCGGUCAUCUUUACGGCCGAGCUCCCUGAUCGAGCAGGAGAAGCAACGAAGUUUGGAGAAACACCGUCAGGAGCUGGCCAACCUGAAACGGCAGCAGGCACUGCACCUGGAGGACAAGAAGAAAUGGGAACGGGAGUGGGAAAUAAAGGAGAAGGAUCUGACCGAGCGGGAGGCCAAAGUGUCGCUGCAAGAUGCUGAGACGGCAAGGUUACAGAAGGAAGUGGAGAAGCAGAGGGAGGAGCUUCAGUUGAGGAAGGAGGAGUAUCAGCAGGAUCUGGAGAGGCUGAGGACAGCGCAGAAGCAGCUCGACAAGGAGAAAGAGCAGCUCAAGAGGAUGGAAGAGCUGCUCACUCAUCAAAGGCAGAGCCACCUGACACACUCGGAUUCCCUCAGUUCACAGUCUUCAGAUCGAGAGGUUGUGACGCCAAUCGGCCCUCUGACCGAGGGAUCCUCAAGCUCAACAAAGCUGUUUGGCUGUAAUUCGUUAAACCAGGAACAUUCGGAGGCACACCUUACGAAGAGGGAUGUGGAGACUUCUCCCAGCCCGACUUGGAAAGACUCCACACAAAGCAAUGCCAAGAACCUCACAGGUCAACCACGAAACACCACAAACUCAACCAGCAACCCACUGCCACCACGGUUACUCAAGCUCGCGAAACCAAAGGAGAAGAAAUCCAAACACCGUAAGGGCAAAGGUCACCGCUCUGGGAACUUACCACCCGAAUACAAUCCAGAUGUCCUACCAACAGCAGACAGCUCAGCACUGAAUAAAACGGCACCAGAUAAAAAGCACCCUGCAACUGAACUUCUGGGCAAUGAAGAGGUUUUCUACUGCUGAGCUUUCCUGCUUUACAGACUGUGUGGAGAUUUGGGGAUGGAGGAGGGUGAGGGAGAGGAUAAGGACUCCCCUCAGCCAUGUGGCUGUCUACAGGAUGUGUGAUAUCCACACUGCCUUCCCCGUUGCUCUCUGAUGGUGGUAUUGAUGGGACUGCGUGCUGAAAUAAUAAAAAUAGAUAUGUAUUUAGUUGGUACAUCAAUCUCUCUCUCUGCGUAACAAAACAACUGAUUGAGAAAUGCUGUCCAAAAGGCAAGGCAAGGAAACAUCGGGUUGAUUUAAAACCCGGCAAGAGCUUGUUGGAAAUUGAUGCAGAUUAAAUCAGAGCAGCGAAACAAAAGUUUGAUAUUUCUUGAAAUGUUGUAGUCUUCUGAGGCAUUGUGUUGUCACUGGUGUUCAGUGCUGUUCUAAAAAGGGAAUUUGAGUCAAACUCUUAACUCAGCUUCAUCCCACAACUGCCAUCACUAGUGACUGCUUUGUUGUCACCAGAACCUUGGCCCCUGAGGCAUCUGCUUCCAAUGCAGCCUUUUGGCGAGCGUCUGCCUCUGGAAUGUUUCUGUUUUACACCAAUCCAACCCUGUAAGAGCAUUUGAUCAAAACCCUUUUCUCCAGAGCCAUUCUCAACACUUUGCUCACCUCUUGCAUUAUUUCUGGCCUUGUUGACUUGGGAGAUGGUUGGUCAGGGGCGAGUCAAUUUUUAAAUAUACCCGUCCGAAAAUAUCCAGCCAUUCUUCCAGUGACUAAACAAACCACUUACUGAAAUGGGAGAGAAUAUGAAGGUUGCAGGAUGGGAGAGAUUAAUUUGCCAGCUAGUUAAUUCACUUCAAAUUUCUGGCAUAGUAGUGUGUAUUCUGCGCCAUCAAUCUAUGUUGUAAAUAAAAUUGCAGUGAGUGCAAUGGUUUUUAAUUUGUGCAUUUCUCCCAUUUGAGGGAGAGAAAGGUUCAUCCCUGAGAUUUCCUUUUCCUUCAAACAUGUUAAUAUUUAAAUCUUAUGGGGUAGAAAUUGUCAAAUAUCGGUGUAAAAUUAAAUUCUGAAUGUAAAAUGUUUUUAAGAGCAAGAACUGUAAAGCUACAAAGGUGGAAUUAAUGCACGAUGGUUUAUACUUGAUUUUUUUUCUAUUGCUUUAAGUUCCAUUCUACUAGAAUGUUAAUUGGGAUAUUUUAAUUGUUUUUAUGUAGAUCAUCUCAUAAUUUUAAAAAUCAAUAGUGUCUUCUUUUGGAUGGCCUGCAUAUGAUUUGAUGAGGAAACACAGUGUGUAGGGCACUAAUUUUUCACCUGGAACCUGGGUUCAGAUCCAGCCUGGACUGAAAGGGGGUCAAAGAUACUUGGGUCAGCAUUGACAAGUUUGAUGUGGAAUGAGUUUGGAUAGUCUUUGUCCAGUCCGCACCACACAACCAUCUGUAAUUUGGCACUAACUACGAAAUCUCACGCACAAGGUGGGAGUGGGGAGGGAUCAAAGGCAUACACAGAGAAAAUGGAGACACGACACAUUGGGGUUUUCCAGGGGGACUUCAGAUGUAAGUCAAAGAAAGCCUUGCUCUCACUUAUUUGUUCACAUCAGUUUCCCAAAACGGGACUAUGUUUCACGCCAUUAACUUCACUCACUCACUGAGCACAGAUUCACCCAUUAUUACUGAGCACCAACAGCUUUCCAGUACAUCUCGUCAAUGGACACCAGGCAGUUUCCUCAAAACUCUUUGUUGAUGCUAAUGUUAAGAGGGAUCUGUCCAUCUACAGGGAUAAGGAAGUCCCUUUUCAUUCACAGCCAGAGGGAUAGUUUGCAGUGUUUAACUAUAGAGGGAACACAAAAUUGAUCCCAUUUACCUUUUACCCCUGAUACUUCCAACCUGCUGCAAGGUCCCAUUACAGAAAAGGAGGGAAGAGUCCAACUCAAACCAGGGUCAGAGUGAGGUGGAGAGGUGCCCCUGAUCAGUUGCUGUUGGUAUCUCAGAUGACUGUUGACUUGUAAAGAGUUUAGGAAUCAAUGGUCCAUUUUCUUGUUAGCAAUGUACAAACAGGAGGUGGCCAUUCAGCCCAUUGAACCCGGUCUGCUACAAUAGAAUAUGGAUGCUCUGUAUCUCAACUCCACUUGAUUCCUUAACCCUUAAUGUACCAUUGCCUCACAAGAAUCAAUGUCUUGAAUCCAAGACCCAUUCCAUAUGAGACAAGGCCAGCUUGAAAGGCAGCAUCAUCUCCAGAGUGUGGUUUGUGGCCAUGAAGCACUUUAAAGGAACAAAAACUUGGUUGUUUUUUUGUAAAUCAUGUACACUGUUGUCAGCUUUCAUGCUACUUUAAUCAGAAGACAAUCACAAUUCCAUGGCCUGUGCUGUAUAUUGUGGAUUCCAAAUGCACACGUCAGGGAAAGAAACAAAGUGGAGUUUUAAUGCAAGAUGCUAUUUCGGUUAUGUUUUGGACUUUACCUACCCAAGAGAAAAGGGCUGCAUUUUACCAAAGGCAGAACUCAAAACCAGGGAGAAUACAACCACUGUACAUGGCUUUGCAAGCUUCUAUCAUUUCCUGUGGUCCAGAUUUGAUUUAACAAUCUUAAGAGCUGCUAUUAAUUUUAUAAUUUUUUAACAAAAGUAUAUAGUGUUCCCCUUCAGGUGUUUGCAAUAGCUGUGGUAAUUAGUGUUUAUUUUGACAGGGCGAUGUGUGUUGAUACAUUGCUGAGGCUGUCCGUACAUUAUUAAGGGCAGCCCUGACCCAACCACAUCAGAAAGGUCGAGAAUGAAGGUUUCUCUCAGGAAACCCCAUUCACGGCAAGUCUUUGUAGGAUCCAUGUGCACCUGCCAAAAGGAAACCCAAAAUUAUUUGAAUGUGGUAUUUCUGAUCACUUUGAGGACAGAGUAAUGUCUUUUGGUGGGACCCAGGUUUCAUGGCCUUUAAAUAUCUCUAAGUGAUCAUCUCUUUCUUGUCCAAAUGGGGGUAUAUUGUGCAGACCUUCGACCAGGUAGCAUGCCCAAUUCACCUUUGGCUUGGUCAGGUAUUAGUGUAUGGACAUUCCCCCUACUGUUCACUGCAGGCAUCAGCAGUAAAUGAUCUUCCUUCCAUCUCACCCGCUUCUAUCACCACUCUGAACAUUUCUACCACGGUCACACCUCUGACCUCCAAUACAGAGAGAACCGUUUUAAAGACAAAUGUACUCCUCACGGUUUGGCAAUACAAGACUUUAGAGCAGCAUGGGGGUGACACAAUAAAGAUGAUCAUCCUGCCUGGGACAGUCUGGGCUGUUAAACUCCCAAGAACUUUGCUGGUUACACCAGCAGAAUUGGGGCAAUACAGUUUAUCUUAUUGGAGAGUAACAAAACUACUCAAGCUCCUGCUUGAUUUCCUGACUGCUGGGAGGAUGGGAAUGGGUGCUAGUCAAUCCCACUAGAUUUAAGUUUUAAGAUUUGCAUGUGACUUGUGUUCUGUUCUAACACUCAUGACUUCAAGGAGUUUAGUUUGUCUGUCGGGGUCAGGAGAAUAGUGUCGGCCAUUAUACCAGCAUUUAAAUCUGAAACUGGAAAUACCCAUGUUAGGACACAGUAUCCAAAAAGAGAGGGAUUUAUUUCAUAGGUAAACGUUUACGUUAAUACGGAGGUACCCAUGGGUACAAUUACAUCUGUCUUCUCCUGAGAGAGACACUUCUCAAAUUACUCUUUUCCCUUGUACCCUACCUAUUUUUCAACACUGUUGAGUGUGUCUGACUGUUGAAAUAACACAGGCAGGAAAAUAACAGUAAAACAUUUGGUAUUAGAGAGAACACACAAAGGGAUUUAGCCCCAGAAGUGUUUAUUUUAAAUUUAUUUUUACUUUUUUUGAAUGGACAUGAGAUUUGAUUUAUGUUUUGAAAACCUUACAUUUUGGAAUUUUACAUCCUUGGAGAACAUUUGUUGAGUUUAUCUUUACUGAGUGUUGAAUGCCGCUUUCUGUAGUACUGUAAGCUUGAAAGAUGCACACCACCCUCCUCAUGAUCCCAUCUAUAAUUUUGGACCAUCACCCAGUUCCUGCAGAGCUAACAACACUGAGAAGACAUGAAAGGUGGGCAAGAUUUUAACUCACUCAGUAAGUAUUCACCUGCAGAGUUAGCAUUGGGCUCAUUGUGUUCCUAGAAAAAUGUGGGAUCUCGGGGACGCUGUCUGCCCGGAUGGGUUUCAAACUUCGAGAUCUUUCCUAAGCUAGCAGGUAUAAAACCUCACUGACAAAGAUGGAGAAUCGCGGACCAUUCACCCAGUGCUACUUAAACAAGGCUCUGCGCUUUAAGCAGACAACCACCAAUCCCAACCAACCAUGCCCAGUCUCUCCACACCAUUUCAAAUUGCUUGAUUACAGACCCACCUGCCUUGUACUGAAAACAUUUAUGCACUAACUGAAUAAUGGACAUGCUCAGGAUGUCUCUCAAGCAUUUUAUAUACCUCUCUGCUUUCAAAAAAAAAUUCCUGAGGAUAAACAAAAAAGAUCUACUUGCACCAAGGUACACCUUGUAUUUUUCUUGAUUCUGUGUACAAAAAAAAUUAUAAGGAUGAAAACCUAAUUAUUUUAUCUAUGAUGUAAUUACUGUAUAAAAGUGGAAACUGUAAACAUAGUUACAUUUCAGUAAUGUUGCUGUGAUCUCCAGUAGCUUUUUUGUAAUUAAACUUUUAUUUAUCAUUUUCCCCUUAUAGAUUAUCAGCCAAUGUAAAUUUCUUUCCCCCACAAUAAACAUUUACACCAUAGAUUUAUUCAAA